AUGGCCCGUUCUGUUCAACCCAUACGCCCUCGUGUGGCUGUGAUACUAGGCGACCCAGCGGGCGUCGGUCCGGAGCUUGCUGCGAAGUUGUUGAGCAAUCAGAAGAAUCUUGCGAAAGCCGACAUCCACGUCCUUGCGGACAAUUCAGAAUGGGAGUCGGCUAUCGCUGAUGCCGGGAAUGUCCAUGUUCCCAUCUCAGACACGGCGAGCCCAAACGGCGUCAAGAUCCACGAUGACAACAGCGCUAGCCAGGUUUCUGUCGUCCGCGCGGAAGUCUCCCAGGAUGGAGGUGCACGUUGUAUAUAUCAGCUGAAGCGGGCUCUGAGAAUGGUCGAGGCCGGCGAGAUCGAUGCCAUUGUGUUUGCCCCUCUCAACAAGAGUUCUUUGAAGAAGGCUGGCAUGACUGAGGAAGAUGAGUUGCGAUGGUUCGCCAACCAGCUGCAGUACAGCGGCACGACAAGCGAGAUCAACAUUGCUGGGCCUCUAUGGACUGCACGUGUCACCAGCCAUAUCGGCAUUGAGGAGGUGGCUGCAAGAGUCAGCAAAGAAUCAACGCUCAAGGCCAUCGAGUUGCUUCAACAAUUAAGAUGGGAAUCCGGAAUCGAGUACCCACGACUCGCAGUCUGUGCCUUGAAUCCCCACAACGGGGAGAAUGGCAGCUUUGGUCGACAGGAAAUCGAUCAUAUUCGUCCUGCGGUUCUUGCUGCGCGAGAAAAGGGGAUCGACGUCGAGGGACCCUUUCCUUGCGAUACCAUAUUCCUUAAGCGCGCACAUUACGAUGGUAUCGUCACAAUGUACCACGACCAAGGCCAGAUAGCACUGAAGCUUCUCUCUUUCGACGGAGGAGUGACAGUACAAGGUGGCCUCCCGAUUCCAAUCGCAACGCCUGCGCACGGCACGGCCUUUGACAUUGCUGGCAAGAAUCUUGCCUCAGUCACAAGUACACAGAAUGCUUUCGACGUGGCAGUCACUAUGGCAGAACGGAGGAUAGCGAAGCAACUGGCGGGUAAGACUGCGGUGGAGGUCAUAAGUCCGAAACAGAGGAUCUUGCCCCAGAUCACAACUAAAGAAGUCCCAUCUUGUUGCUGA
Messenger RNA from Cyphellophora attinorum, 1089 nucleotides. RefSeq names its product 4-hydroxythreonine-4-phosphate dehydrogenase 2. The transcript has a single exon. The record is from RefSeq and is a predicted model, not a curated record. Gene Ontology annotation, molecular function: NAD binding. Lineage: Eukaryota; Fungi; Ascomycota; Eurotiomycetes; Chaetothyriales; Cyphellophoraceae. The coding region runs from base 1 to 1089 and encodes 362 amino acids.